Molecule: messenger RNA, 1740 nt
Organism: Sturnus vulgaris (Common starling)
Lineage: Eukaryota; Metazoa; Chordata; Aves; Passeriformes; Sturnidae
Source: RefSeq, a predicted model, not a curated record
AUGAAUUUUAAUUUUGUUUGGGAGAUGUUUUUGCCUGCGGGGCCGCGCCACCCCGACCUUCACCUGGCCGGGCCUUCUCCUCCUUCAGCCAUCCCGCGGAGGACGCGGGGGAUUCUCCGCUGCCCGGCUCCUCGGCUCUGCCUUCCCGGGGAAGCCGCUGGAAAGGGAAAGGCCGUGGGGCCUGGCCUUCCCCGGGGGAAGCCGCUGGAGAGGGAAAGGCCGUGGGGCCUGGCCUUCCCGAGGGACGCCGCUGGAAAGGGAAAGGCCGUGGGGCCUGGCCUUCCCCGGGGGAAGCCGCUGGAAAGGGCACCGGAACCCCGGCGCGGCAGCUCCGUGCCCGGCCGGAGCGUGCAGCCGCGGACCGGGCCCGCCGGCACUUCCGGUGCCUCGGCUCUGGACGUCAACCUGCGCUACUGGAGGGCGGAGGGGCAGUCGUUCUUCCAGAGGUUUCUCCUCUGGGCGGACGCCUUGGAUCCGCUGCUGCUCCUCAAGUCCUCGAAUGAAAUAAAAACAACCAGGUUAUUUAUACAAAUUAAUGAGAAGACCCUAAAUGAGCGCGUACAGAAUAAUCAGACCAAACAAGCCUUCUUGCUAAGCCUGUCCAGUGUACAUCCUGAUACAGACAAGAUAAUUCCUGUUUUGUUUAGACCUCCAGCUUUCAUGCCUAUAACUCUUCCCUUGGUCGUCGUUUCAUCUGUUCAGCGCCAGGCAAAGCGUUCUUUUUUUUGGCAGGUAAUUGCCUCUUCUUUCUACUUUUACAGAUCUUCUAGUCUCAAUCCUGAAUUCAAUUUUUCUUACAAUCUCUUAUUUCUGCAGUUUGUGUUUCACACAUACACCACAGCAUUCGCUCUGAUAAAUGGAAAUGGCACCCCAAAGUCUGAAGAAUACUCACUUCGGCAAAAGCAGAUCUUCCUUGGCUUGGGAGCCAUUUCCUAUUCAGCUUGUGUUGGUGCUCUCCCUCUUGCCUUCAUGAAUCGUUAUGCAUUGAAGAGCCCAUUAAUGCAACUUUUUGUCAAAAAACUGCUACCUGCUCCUCUGCUUGGUUUGACAAGUGCAUUUACUGUGGCAAUGGUGAGAAGCCCGGAAUUUGACAAUGGGAUAGAAGUGAUGGACAGGAAUGGCAAGGUUAUAGGAGUGUCUAAGAAGGCUGGUGAGAAGGCUGUCAUGGAAACAGCAUUGUCCAGGGCAGUCUUGUUUGGGACAACGUUCUUCCUGCCAGAAGUGCUCAUGUACUUUGUGCAGAGAGCAAGAUUGGUUAAAAAUCCUCGUGCUUUGGGUCCAGUGAGGAUGUUUAUGGUUAUGUCAGUGCUAGCAGGGAUGCUGCCAGUCUCAUUUAGUAUGUUCCCACAGUGUGGGGAGAUAAAGCGAGCAGACCUUGAACCGGAAAUUCUGUCAUCUACAGAAGAAACAGAGUUCUUCUACAACAGGGGGAUUUAGAGCUUGGCUUUUAUAUACAGAUGUGUGCUCUGAUCCAAGUGAAUUGUGAAUGCACCGCUGGCAUUUGUGACUGAACUGUGAUUCCGUGGUGGCAAAGGUGCCAGAUCCGGUGUAGGAUGGUGUGGCCUGUAAAGAGGCAGAAUUUGGCAACGUGGCUUUGCCAGCCCCAGCCUGGAGGCACAUAAACACACCUCACCUGAUGCUGAAAAGUGCUAGAAAAGCACUGUAACACAGCCUUUGUCACAACCUGUGUUCUGUGCUUCCUCUGAUGAUUGAUUUCUUAAUUAAACGACUGUUGAGAAC